CUUUCCCUAGUGCAAAGAGAAGAUGGCCAUGAAGAAAGACCAGCAGAAGCGUCUCGCGCAGCUUGUGCGUGACUUGGAAACGAAGAAGAGUUUGUGCUGCGUUCGAGACUACCCAGGGAUCACUCUUGACGAACUCAAUCAGUACGUGGCGAAGCACGGUCCGCUUAUCAACCCUGUUUUCGGUGAGCAACCUGCUUUCUUCAUCGACGAAGGCCACUUCACGCCAUAUCGAAUGGUUGUGUAUGGCAAUCAGAAAGUUGCAGCCAAGAUCGCGCAGCGUCUGGGUAACUGGGCUGAGACGUCGAGUGAAGGAGGAAGAGUGACAACUUCACAAGGAGCUUUCAUUCUCGAACAGAGUACUGGCAAACCAACAGUCCGAAUGCCCGAUGUUGCUUACACACCGCGAGAUGUUGACAGAAAUUUGGCUCUUGAUCAAGUUUGGACAUAUCGUGGCGAUCCAUUCGUUCCCACAUUCGUUGUAGAGAUUGACAAGCUUGCUGAUAGAAAUUCACAACGCAAGGUACUCGAUCGCAAGAUGCGAGAUGAGUAUUUUCCACAUGGCGUUCAGUUGGGAUGGCUCAUCGACCCUCGACCUCAACAUCGCAUCAUUUACGAGUACAAGCUUGACACCAAUGGACAGGUAUAUCGCGCGCACAAUCGCAAAUGGCGAGAUCUCGAUGGCGGUGAUGUGCUUCCAGGUUUCAAGCUGCGUGCGGCUGCGUUGGAGAUGGUUCUGAAUCAAGAUUCUGGAUCGUCGUCGGAAGAAGAGAUUGAUUUUAUGUGUCCAGAGCGAGGAUGCAGAAAGAGAUUUAGAUCACGUGGUGCAUGGGUUGCCCAUGCUGAAUGGCACCGUGAGAAGCGAGCUAUAGCAAAAUAUUUAGCAAAUCAGUCGUAGUCGAGAUUAAUACUUCGAAGUAUUCUCAUCAUUUUUAACAUCAACAAUGCCACUUCCGUCCGCUC
This is a messenger RNA of Phytophthora nicotianae INRA-310, 960 nucleotides long. RefSeq lists its product as hypothetical. NCBI's taxonomy places the organism in Eukaryota, Oomycota, Peronosporomycetes, Peronosporales, Peronosporaceae. The transcript has a single exon. The record is from RefSeq and is a predicted model, not a curated record. The coding region runs from base 23 to 895 and encodes 290 amino acids.